ACCAGUCUUGUAUAAUCGUGGAUUAUUGUUUUUCAGCCUUAAAGCUCUCCCUUUUGUCAUUACUAACACAUAUUUGCCUUCUCUUUUCAAUCUUAGGUGCACUAAAGAAAUUUUCUCCUUUUUUCCCCCAUAGAUCAUCUAAGCUAUGGCGAGGACAAGAAACAAGAGUUUACAAGCAAAACUGGUAGGUUCUUCUUGGGGACAUGGGGGCAGGGAAAACAAGUUUGGUUCUUAGAUUUGUGAAAGGUGAAUUUUCCGAGUACCAGGAAUCAACAAUUGGAGCAGCAUUCUUCACUCAUGUGUUGUCUUUAAACGAAGCGACUGUAAAAUUUGAUAUAUGGGACACAGCAGGGCAGGAACGAUACCACAGUUUGGCUCCUAUGUACUAUCGAGGUGCUGCUGCUGCCAUUGUUGUGUAUGACAUUACAAGCAUGGAUUCUUUUGUACGAGCAAAGAAGUGGGUUCGAGAAGUGCAAAGACAAGCAAAUUCAAGUUUGACAAUGUUUUUGGUGGCUAACAAGGCUGAUUUGGAAGACGAGAGAAAAGUCAGAUAUGAGGAAGGUGAGGAAUAUGCCAAAGAAAAUGGCUUGUCUUUUCUUGAAACUUCAGCAAAAACCGCACAGAAUGUGAAUGAGCUUUUCUAUGAAAUAGCAAAGAGAUUGGUGAAAGCUAACCCUUCACGUCAAAGUGGAAUGAAGCUGCAUACCAGACCUGGAGAAACAAGAAGAGGAUUCUUGUGUUGUACUUAAUUAUUAAUGGCUUUCCUCACGUCACGUGUCCAUUGUUGAUGUCUACGUAAAUGUAAUUGCUCAGACAACAAGAACAAAGCCAUGUUCGGUGUACAUUGUAAGAUCUCACGCCCAAACUUGUUCUUUCUUUUUAUUUAUUUUUUCUGUUUCUGGCUUACAUGUACAACGUACUCCUUCCUUUCUGUAAACACAUUAUUUAUAUUACCCACUUGUUGGUAA
Molecule: messenger RNA, 968 nt
Organism: Glycine soja
Lineage: Eukaryota; Viridiplantae; Streptophyta; Magnoliopsida; Fabales; Fabaceae
Product: ras-related protein RHN1-like
Exons: 6
Coding region: 204-749 (181 amino acids)
Molecular function (GO): GTPase activity; GTP binding
Source: RefSeq, a predicted model, not a curated record